GUCUAUCAUGUCUGACAUCCAGAGGGACAACAGAGUUGUUUCUUUGAGCUCAAGGGCUGGCAUCAGAAACUCUCUGGUCACCAUACUGGAUCAGCUGCAGCGCUGCCAGAAGUCACUCAAUGAGUUCCUGGAGGAGAAGCGCUCUGCCUUCCCACGGUUCUAUUUCAUAGGAGAUGAUGAUCUGCUAGAGAUUCUCGGUCAGGCAACCAACCCAACUGUAAUCCAGUCACACCUCAAGAAACUCUUUGCAGGCAUCCACAGUGUUGUGUUUGAUGAGCAGUGUCAGCACAUUGUGGCCAUGUGUUCUUUGGAAGGAGAAAUCGUGCCUCUCAGAAACCUAGUACGCAUCUCCAGCCUCGUGGAGAUGUGGCUAAGUGAGCUGUCUGUGGAAAUGAAGGAGACUCUGAAGCACCUGCUGUAUGAAUGUCUGUCAGCAGGGAGGAAAGGGAACGUGGACCCCUCACGCUACCCCUCACAGAUUCUGUGUCUGGCUGAGCAAAUUCAAUUUACUGAAGAUGUGGAAAGAGCUCUAAAAGAGCAGAAUUUGCAGCAGCUGGAGCUGGAGCUCAGUGCCAAAUUAGAACACUACACUACGGUGGACACCAGCUCUGAUGAUCAAGCUAAUUCAGAGACCAGUGUCCUGCAGUUGAAGCUGAAGGCGUUGAUUCUGGAUAUUAUUCACAACAUCAGUGUGGUGAAGCAACUGAACCAGGCAGGGGUGACCAGCGCUGAUGCCUGGGCCUGGAAGAAGCAGCUCCGCUUCUACAUGGGAACAGACAAAGGCUGCCUUAUACAUAUGGUGGACGCACAAUUCAGCUACACAUAUGAAUACCAGGGGAAUGCGGCCAAGCUGGUGCACACCCCGCUGACUGAUAAGUGCUACCUGACUCUGACCCAGGCCAUGAUGAUGGGACUUGGGGGGAACCCCUAUGGGCCUGCUGGCACGGGCAAAACGGAGUCGGUCAAAGCCCUGGGGGGGCUGUUCGGACGCCAAGUGCUGGUGUUCAACUGUGAUGAGGGCAUCGACGUGAAGUCAAUGGGUCGGAUCUUCGUGGGCUUGGUGAAGUGUGGAGCGUGGGGCUGCUUUGACGAAUUCAACCGCUUAGAGGAGGCAGUGUUGUCUGCAGUUUCCAUGCAGAUUCAGGCCAUUCAAGACUCCCUCAAACAUCACAAGAACUCAUGUGAACUGCUCGGGAAGGAG
Notothenia coriiceps (black rockcod) is the source of this 1201-nucleotide messenger RNA. Its product is annotated as cytoplasmic dynein 2 heavy chain 1-like. The annotation marks the transcript as partial. Gene Ontology annotation, cellular component: dynein complex. Gene Ontology annotation, molecular function: ATP binding; dynein light intermediate chain binding; dynein intermediate chain binding. Gene Ontology annotation, biological process: microtubule-based movement. The transcript is spliced from 8 exons. The record is from RefSeq and is a predicted model, not a curated record. Lineage: Eukaryota; Metazoa; Chordata; Actinopteri; Perciformes; Nototheniidae.